Molecule: messenger RNA, 1629 nt
Organism: Trifolium pratense (red clover)
Lineage: Eukaryota; Viridiplantae; Streptophyta; Magnoliopsida; Fabales; Fabaceae
Product: amino acid transporter AVT1D
Exons: 11
Coding region: 1-1629 (542 amino acids)
Cellular component (GO): plasma membrane
Source: RefSeq, a predicted model, not a curated record
AUGAAGCUUGAUGACGAUCUUGGUCCUGACCGUGAAGAUCAUUUUCAAACGGAUGAUGAAGAAAAUCAAGCAGAUAGAGAUUUUGAAAAUGAUGAUGAUGACGACGACGACGAUACCGAUUCAGAUAAAAAUUCUCCUCAUUCUAAUGAGGUUCAUUUUAAUACCACAUGGCCUCAAACCUAUAGGACAUCAAUGGACAUGUUAACAAGUGUAAGUUUGAGUUUGACACCAACUGGAAUUAGUUUCCUAAAGAAAAUUGGUACAACAGGAAAGAAUAGUUUUAUCUCUAAGGAAAAUCAAGAUGAUUCCAAUUCUUGGACAAUACCUCUUAUUGCUGAAGAGGAAACUCCAAUCAAACAAGAGCAGUCAACUUCAACAUCUCCUGUUAUUUCUGACAUCAAACUUGUCAGCACUCCAAAAAUCUCUGCCAUUGAAAUUCCACCACAACAGAGACAAUGUUCCUUUGUUCAAUCAGUAAUUAAUGGGACGAAUAUAUUAUGUGGGAUAGGACUUAUGACCAUUCCAUAUGCAGUAAAAGAAGGAGGGUUGUUGAGUCUUUCAUUACUGUUAAUGUUUGCUCUUAUUUGUUGUUAUACUGGGAUUUUAUUGAAGAGAUGUUUGGAAUGCUACCCUGGAAUCAGCAGUUAUCCAGAUAUUGGCCACGCUGCUUUUGGAAUCGUUGGUCGCUUGGGGAUUGCGAUCAUUUUAUACAUGGAACUAUUUGCUUCUUCUGUGGAGUUUUUAAUACUAGUAAGUGAUAACCUCUCAUCACUUUUCCCCAACACCAGUAUGACUUUAGCCGGUAUAGAACUUGGUUCACAUCAAGUUUUUGCCAUCACUGCAGCUGUUCUUGUUUUACCAACAGUUUGGUUGAAAAAUCUAAGCCUACUUUCAUAUAUUUCAGUUGGAGGAAUAUUUGCAACAAUACUUGUAUCACUUUGCUUGUUUUGGGUUGGUGCAAUAGACCAAGUUGGAUAUAUUAAUCAAGAAUAUAAAUUCCUAGACAUCGAAAACAUAUCCGUAUCAAUUGGUCUCUUUGGUUUUGGAUUUGCUGGCCAUGCUGUUUUUCCAAAUAUCUAUUCAUCUAUGAAGGAACCAUCCAAAUUCCCAUUAGUUCUAUAUAUCAGUUUUGCUUUCUGUCUUGUAAUGUACCUCAGUGUAGGAAUAGUUGGCUAUAUAAUGUUUGGCGAAAAUAUUAAAUCUCAGUUUACUUUAAACAUGCCGAAAGAAUUAUAUGCAUCCAAGAUAGCAAUUUGGACAACUGUUGUGACUCCUCUUGCAAAGUAUGCUUUAACAUUAUUGCCUAUUGCAUCAAGCAUUGAGGAACUUGUCCCUUCUAGGCUAAGAUGUUAUGCUAUGUCUAUUGUUAUCAGAACAAUUUUGGUGAUUUCAUGUUUAGUUGUGGCUCUCUCUUUUCCAUAUUUUGGUUCUGUGAUGGCACUAAUUGGUUCUAUGAUGUCAAUGCUAGUUGCUCUUAUUUAUCCUUGUGCAUGUUAUCUCAAGCUACAGAGUGGCAGAUUAUCAAAUAUGCAGAUAAUAAAUUGCAUUUUGGUUAUUAUUGUGGGGGUGAUAUGCGCUAUGAUAGGAACAUACUCAGCUACUACAAGAAUAUCUAGUGGUGGAGACUAA